This is a messenger RNA of Anopheles maculipalpis, 6419 nucleotides long. It is a transcript of the gene mbc, whose product is annotated as dedicator of cytokinesis protein 2. Gene Ontology annotation, cellular component: cytoplasm; plasma membrane. Gene Ontology annotation, biological process: small GTPase-mediated signal transduction; cell migration. NCBI's taxonomy places the organism in Eukaryota, Metazoa, Arthropoda, Insecta, Diptera, Culicidae. The transcript is spliced from 11 exons. The coding region runs from base 23 to 6397 and encodes 2124 amino acids. The record is from RefSeq and is a predicted model, not a curated record. Gene Ontology annotation, molecular function: guanyl-nucleotide exchange factor activity; small GTPase binding.
AUCAUAAACAACAAACAGCAGGAUGACGGUCUGGAGUCGAGUACCGGCACAUUUCCUCGCCAUCGCGAAAGCGAACUACACGGCGCAGGAAAAGCCACAUCACAUCGACCUGGACGUUGGUGACACGGUGGUGAUCGAGCAAGAGUCCUACCAUUGGUACUACGGCCGCAACAGCAGUUCGGGUGCGUUGGGCAUCUUUCCGAAGGUGUACGUCCAUCCGGUCGAUAGCAAAACGUCCCGCGAUGGUGAUCUGGUGAUACGGCGUAGCGAAAUCGUUGAGGAGAUCACGACAGUGCUGAAGGAAUGGCAGUAUCUCUACCGUCGGCUAUACCUAUCGACCCAUCCCUCCUUCAAGCUGGUACAGAGUAAGAUGCUCGAGCUGAUAAGGCUUCGAUCGCAGCUACUCUCCGGCAACCUGCCGGUGGACGAGAUGAAGAACAUCAAGCUGAAAGCGACCAGCGAAAUCGACACGGGCAAUAAGAUCCUAAAUUUGGACAUGGUUGUGCGGGACGAUAGUGGUAACAUCGUCGAUAUUGAAAGCACCUCCACGACGCAGCUGUACGAGCAUCAUCUGAACGCGGUAGACCGCAUCAAACGGGCCAAUACAUCGAACAACAAGAACCGGAAUCUGGAUAUUAUUAAUCGUCACUCGCACAAUCUACUGCUGUCGGUGCAUAAUUUCGUGUGUAGAUUAAGUGAAGAUACGGAAAUUCUCUUCACACUGUACGAUGGUGAUGAGAUGCGAGCAAUCACAGAGAACUAUGUGGUCAAGUGGAGCCGCCAGGGUAUGGCCGCGGAUCUGGACCAGUUCAACAACAUCAAGGUGUUGUUUACGGAUCUUUCGGGCAACGAUUUGAGCCGCAAUAAAAUAUACCUAGUGGCGUACGUUGUGCGGAUCGGUGCAAUGGAUGGAAAGGAUACGGAUCUGCGGCGUAGCAGUAUGGCUAAUUCCACUGGCAGUGGGAGCUACAAAACGCACCGAAAUCAUUUAAAUUCUCAGCUGAGCACUCCAUCCUCACCUGGGCCUGGCGGUGGAGGUGCAGGUGGCCAGUCCGGCUCUGGAACACCGUCGAUCGGAUCAAGUGUUUCGUCUAAUGCGGGCAAUGAGUUUCAUAUGCGCCGACCAUUCGGUGUAGCAACGUUAGAUUUACAGCCAAUCAUAAAACGUUCGGAAGAUUUCAAGAGCGACACGCAACUCAAAAUGCCAUUCAUUGCAUGUGAAAAGGAGCCAUUAGAAACGACACUGCGCAAGCUGAUCAGCAAUAAAGAUCUCGGCGAAAAGAGUGAUGCAGCCAUCUGGAUCAGUGUGGACAUACUGUUCGGUGAUAUUAAACAGGUACGGGACGAGUAUCCACAUCUCGUCCUGGGUAAUGUGGCGUUCGCCCGCAAGAUGGGCUUUCCGGAGGUGAUCUUUCCGGGUGACGUGCGGAACGACCUGUAUCUCACGCUAGUGUCCGGAGAGUUUUCCAAGGGCUCCAAAAGCAGCGAUAAGAACAUCGAGGUGACCGCGUACGUGUGCAAUAAGAGCGGGGUAGCGAUCCCAGGCGUCAUCAGCUACGGUGGAGGCGGAAAUGCACUGAACGAGUACAAAUCCGUCAUCUACUACCACGAGGAUCGGCCAAAGUGGAGUGAAACGUUCAAGAUCGACGUGCCGAUCGAGGAGUUUAAGCAGUGCCAUUUGCGGUUCACCUUCAAACACCGCAGCUCGAACGAGGCGAAAGAUCGUUCGGAGAAACCGUUCGGGCUGUCUUACGUACGGUUGAUGAACGAUGACGGCACCACGCUACAGCACAAGCGCCACACGCUGCUGGUGUACAAGAUAGAUCACAAAAAGUACGACGACGAGACGCAGUUUAACUACUUACAUUUGCCAUCGCUCGCGGAAGAACUGCCAAACGGUAGCUCCAAACCAUCCAUUAGCGGAUUCAGUCUCGCAUCCAAGGACAGUUUCAUCAUCGAGACGAACCUGUGCAGCACGAAACUGACACAGAACGUUGACAUUCUUGGACUGCUGAAUUGGUCGUCCAGGAAGGAGAAGAUGGAAGAAUCACUGAACGCCCUAAUGAAUGUACGGUGUGAGGAAGUGGUCAAGUUUCUGCAAGAUAUUCUGGACGCACUCUUCAACAUACUGGUGUCGAAUGAUGAUCCAGCGAAGUACGACAAUUUGGUGUUCAAGUGUCUGCUCCGGCUGAUCGAAAUCGUGUACGAUCUUAAGUAUCAACACUUCCAAUCGGUGCUCGAUCUGUACAUCAACGAAAGUUUCUCCGCCACAUUGGCUUACGAAAAACUAAUCAACGUUGUGCAAACGCACAUCCGGAAUGCCAUCAACAACAUUUCCAAGGAUCGUGCCAUGGCAAACAUCUACACGGUGAACGAAAAUGACGAGGCGCUCUAUCGCACCACAAAGUACCUGCAGUACAUCAUGAAGUUCAUCAUUCGCUCGCGCUUACUGUUUGCCGACUUGAACCAGGACAAGGAUCGGGAUCUGUUCGUAGCCGGGCUGGAGGAGUUGCUCGAAUCAUUCUCCGAGCUGAUCAAGUACCAGAACGAUCUGCUCAAGUCACAGGGCGCUCUGCUGAAGUAUCUCCACAUUAUAGCGUCGGACCUGAUGCAGGUGUACGAUCCGGUUAAACUGAGCCAAAAAAUUGUGGAUAUCAUCAUGAACGUACCGACCGGCCGGUUAAACCAAUCGAAGAUGACCUGCAUCAAGGAUGUGGUCGACUCGAAGCUAUUCAAGCUGCCGAAAUGCCGUGCGAUACUGUUGCCAGUGUUCUGUCGGCAGAUUAAGGAUAAGCUCGAGAGCAAGGAAGAGGGUGACUUUAUGUUCGACAUACGGCAGCAGGAGAAAAAUCUUAACAAAGCAGCUAGAGUGCUUGGGGAAAGCAAAUCCCAGCUUCACACGCGUGAAACCACCGCAAAGACGAAGGUGGCCGAAUGUGUCAAUAUCAUGAACAACAUGCUAGAGCUGCUGUUCCAGAGCGAAGAGUACAUAGGCCCGGUGGAGAACGAUAUCCGAGACAUCAUGUUGAUCCUGCUUCGCACGGUGAUCCAGAGUUCGAUCGCUAUGGAUCGUAGCAAUCCGCUCGUCGGUAAUCUGGUAGCGAUUAUGCUCGGGAUCUUCCGCAGUAUGACCGAAUCCCACUAUCAGUGCUAUGUGCGGAGCUUCCUUACGAGCUACGACCUGCUGGACUUCCUCACCGAGAUACUGCUCGUGUUUCAGGAGCUGGUCUCCAAGCCAGUCUUCCCGAUGGACUGGUUAGACAUGAUCAUGCACCAGAACAUGGUGAUCCUUGGCAGCUUGCGACACUUUGCCGCCAUCAUAAUGGAUCAAUUUUUCAGCCCGUUCGAAAAGCAGGUCUGGUCGAACUACUUCCAAUGCUCCAUCACGUUCCUUACGCAGCCGGCGCUGCAGCUGAAUUUAUUCAGCAAAACGAAACAAUCGGUCAUACGGAGCAACUAUCGGGACAUCCGGCGGGAAACGGUGUUCGAGAUACGGAAGAUGUGGUUCAAUCUUGGUGAGCACAAGAUCAUGUUUGUACCACGGCUGGUUGGCCCGAUACUCGAGAUGAGCAUGAUACCGGAGGAAGAUCUGCGACGGGCAACGAUACCGAUCUUUUUCGACAUGAUGCAGUGCGAGUAUUACAGUUCGAAGUACGCGAUGGAGAGCUACGGUGAUACGAAGCGUAAUACGGCCCACAUCAAAGGGAAUUUUAAUGACUUUGAGAAGGAAAUUAUUGAAAAGCUUGAUCACUACAUCGAAGGUGGGUACGGUGAUACGGAGUAUAAGGAUUUGUUCUACGAGAUUAUGCACGAAUCGUGCAGUAAUCAUAGUACGCUCCAGACGUACGGUGUGCAGUGUGUGCAGAUACUGACCCGGCUGAUGGAGAAGUUGCUCGAGUACCGAUGUUUGAUACACGACGAAAGUAAAGAGAACCGGAUGGCGUGUACUGUGAGCUUGCUGCAGUUUUACUCGGACGUGAAUCGGAAGGAGAUGUACAUCCGGUACGUGGACAAGCUGUACGAACUGCACAUGGAGUUUGACAACUUCACGGAGGCGGCCUACACGCUCAAACUGCACAGCAACGAGCUAAACUGGGACGAAACACCGUUGUCGCUGUUGCUAAAAUCUAAACGCCACUAUUCCUGCCCUACGCAUCGGACGCUCAAGGAGCAGCUCUACCGCAGCAUGAUCGAUCUGUUCGACAAGGGCAAAAUGUGGGAGUGUGCUCUCGAUCUGUGCAAGGAGUUGGCCCAACAGUAUGAAAACGAGGUGUACGAUUACCUUAGCCUAAGCGAGCUGUGCAAGAAAAUGUCCCACUUUUACGAAAGCAUACUCCGCACGACACGGUACGAGUCGAUCUACUAUCGUGUCACGUUCUACGGCACCGGAUUCCCAGAGUUUCUACGCAACAAAGAGUUUGUGUAUCGGGGCAACGAGUACGAAGAUGCAGGUUCGUUCAAUAUGCGCAUACUGAGUCAACAUCCACGGGCCGAACUGCUGACAACGCUAACGCCCGGUCCGGAAAUACUGGAGUGCGACGGACAGUUCAUACAGAUCGUCAAGGUAGAUCCGGUCAGCCGAGACAUACGGUUCGGUGGCAAAAACACACAAACGAUCGCUGCUAACAUAGUGAAGUUUUACAAAUCGAACAACGUAAGCGAGUUCCAGUUUUCUCGUCCGAUACGAGACAGUGGAGCGAGCGGAGAUGAUAUCGCCGGUACCUCGUACGAGCGUACCAUCAUGCGAACGACGGAUCCAUUGCCGGGGAUACUAAGAUGGUUCCCGGUGAAAUCUUCCGAAACGAUCAUGAUAUCCCCAAUUGAGAUGGCUAUCGAAACAGUGGAUGCAAAGAACCGUGCAAUACGGGAGCUUGUACUGGAGCAUCAGAACGAUCCACGGAUACCGGUUCACUCGCUGAGCGCCGUUAUAAAGGGUGUUGUUGAUGCCGCGAUCAAUGGUGGGCUACCGAUCUACGAGGAAGCAUUCUUGACGCCAGGCUACCUUGAGCGACAUCCCGGUGACGAUCAUCUGGUAGCACGGCUAAAAGAUCUAAUCGCAUCCCAAAUUCCACUGCUCGAGGUAGCGUUACUGCUGCACAAGAUGAAAACGCCCGCCAUUUUGCUACCAUUCCACGAUCAGCUCGAGAAGUGCUUCGCCACAAUUCAGGCGAACGUGGAGGCAAAGUACGGCAAGCGAGUGACGGAUAUCAAAAUCGACCGAGAUGCGGAGGUAACGCUGCGGCGACACAUUUCGGCUAACCAGCCGCAAAUCAGUAUGGAUUCAAGUCGCCUAUCGGAAACGAGCAUUGGAUCAUCCGAUAGCGGAAUCUCGAAGAGCCAAAACAGUCGUCCAACGACGACCAGUUCCGGAGGGUUCAAAAAUACUAUCGCCAACUUGGCCAACUUCAAUACGGUCAACUUAGCAAGUGACUUCUUCGAGUUUGAUCGCAUAAGUUUGUCCAGUUUUACGGCAAAUGGAUCCGGCGGAAAGUUGAUUUCUAACCUGUCUACCAAGAUUGGCACCAAACUGCGACAAACGUCCCUUGGUACAUCGCCCGGGUCCAAAACGAAAAAGGACAAAACGCUCACCAAACGCCGAUCGAGCCGUAAGAUGGAUCGAGAAUCGUUGAGUCUGUCCGUGUCCAAUAGUCAAUUUUACACUAGUCCCAUAUCGGCGGCAAGCGAACUUGGUAGCACCAGUACUGUCUCGUGCGACAGGGACAGUGGUGGUCCAGUCAGUCUGUUAUCGGUCGGCACUGCAUCAACCGUUUCGAACGCAACAACUCCAACCAACAACUCGCUGCCCGUUUUCGAACUAACCGAGGAGUUGCAUCCAAAACGACCGUUACGCUCGGAAGUAGAGAAAGAAAAGCGCCUUUCAAGACCGCCCAGCAUUGCAACUCCAACGAUGGGUAGUAGAUCGCUGCCGGGUGGUGGUACCGCACCGAAUGGCACGACAGCCGGUGGAGACACCAACUCGAUUGGUUCGGCUGAGAGUAGCAGUAACCGUAAUUCCAUCAUUACCAACGGUUCUACCACUUCCGAGGACGACAGUGUGCCACCACCAUUACCACUGAAGACACGCACCGAUGCGGAUUACACUAAUCUUCCGAGUGGUGUUAAGAUGCAAUCGGCACCGGCCCACACACAGCAGCAGCCAAGCAAUGCAAGCCACUACAUAACAUUCAAACCACUGCUGACAACGGGCACUACCGUGGUGGCCGUCAACGCUUCGUACGAUGUGGUGGAAACGCGUAAUCAUAGCGUGAUUGUGAUUAAUUCUAGUUCCUCGAACGUAAGUGGAUGCGGCAGCCCACCACCAUCGUCCGGAGCGUACGAUGAUCGUAAACGGCCACCAACACCACCACCGAAACCGGCACGAAACAGUAAGGUAUGAGUAAUAGCAAUGGCCUAAAGAU